AUGAGUGCUAUUGACAGCUCUCCUGGCCCUUUGAAGUACAGCAGUACGCCACCAGCAUCCGCGCACGAGGCUCUUGGCGCUCACCGACAGUAUAGUUCAGAUGCGACCAUAUUACUCGUCGGGUUAUUUGGUGCUGGCAAGAAGACACUUGGAAUUAUCGCAUCGGUCGCAUUGCGAAGACGUUUCGUUGACUUCGACGCGGUUUUCAACCAAGAAGUCCAAUCAUCGCCUCAAGAGUUCAUAGCUCGUCAUGGCCUAGCACGAUAUCGCGAACUUGAAUUGCAAAUAUCAAAGGACAUUCUCACGAAACAUGACAAAGGUUGUGUCAUUGUUGGCCUUGGGGGCACAGCAAGUCCUUUGCAGCGGACUCUUUUGACCGAAUGUGGUCAGCGACAUCCGGUUAUCUAUGUGCGACGAGAUGAGAAUGAUCUACAACGGCUCUCCGGUACCAGCCCAGACAAGUUCAGUCGCAUAUUCGAGGUCGUGAAUGCCUUCUUCGAGUCUUGUACCAAUUUUGACUUCUUCAACCACACCCAAAGUGAAUCCCAGAGCGGCCCAACGCUACCCACAUACCUCAAGCUCAAGGAGACCGAGAGAGUAUUUGUGGCAUUCCUUCAUAGGAUUUUCGGUAGAGAUCACCGCCAAGUUUUCUCACUUGAUCCGUUUUCCAAAUCACAUACAUACGCUCUACAAGUUCCUGUGUCAUAUCUGGAUCAACCGGGGCUUGAUCUGGAAUCGCUCGAGUCUGGCGCUGAUGCCAUUACACUCCUGGUUCAGCCCGAUGAUUUAAAGUCCACCAGCUUGACAGAGAAGCUAGUACGCCAUAUCGCCCUGUUGAGGAAACAUUCCCGUGUUCCAAUUAUCGUUGAUGUAUCAGCACCACAUUCAACGCACUCGGCUUUUAGUUACCACGAGACCCUCGCGAAUAUCCUUCGACUUGCCCCAGAUGCUCUCACAUGUUGUCUUGAAUGCGACAAUGGUCUUUUCUCCAAACUCAGUUCUGCAAAGGGCUAUACCAAGAUCAUUGGCACAGUUCAUGAGCAAAGUCCUGUUGGAUAUCAUCAUAGACCUUUCACGCCGUCAACCCUUACACAGCUUUGUGGGACUUCAAAAUUUGAUGCUAUACGAGUGACAGGCGAAGCAGUAACGCCAGAUCAGAACGACCUCUGCUUUUGCUUCUUGCAAGAUCUGCAAUCGACCUCGAAAAUUCCCAUCAUCGCCUACAAUACCGGACCACUGGGGAAGCCCUCGAUUUGUCUGGGCCGAACCUUGUCACCAGUUGUGCCCCCGUCAUUGAACCAGACGGGUAUAUCAAUGAAAGAGGCACAAUGUGCAUUGACUGCGUGUUUCUUGCAGUCGAAAAAAGUCUUCACCAUCUUUGGGCAAAGUGUGAAGUACAGUCUCUCGGCACCGAUGCACAACACUGCCUACGAGGCUUGUGGUUUGCCACAUGUUUACGAUACCCUCCAAAGUGAAAAGCUAUCAGAUAUUCACCGACUCUUGGAAGAUAAGAACCACGGUGGCGUAACAAUCUCUCUUCCAUACAAAUCAGCAAUCUUACCUUUCCUUGAUGAAGUCAGCUCAGACGCAAAGGAUAUUAACGCGGUCAACACGGUAGUGCUGGAACACAGUCAACUUCCCAACGGUGAAAUGGUCACCAUUCGUCGGGGCUAUAAUACAGAUUACAUUGGCAUCAGAGACUGCAUUCAUAAGCACCUCUCGCCUGCAAAUGCAGUUCGCGAUGGCACCGCGGCUUUGAUUAUUGGGGCUGGAGGAAUGGCCCACGCUGCAAUUUACGCAUGCUACGAGCUUGGCGUUCGGAGAAUGUGCAUCUAUAACCGAUCUGUUGAGAAUGCGCAGAAGCUUGCAGAUUACUUCCGCCAGUGGGCGCAGUCAAAGCCUGGAGUGAAUUUGCAACUGCACGUGCUAUGUUCGCCGGAGGACCCUUGGCCUUCAGACUGUCGUUUACCGAGUAUAGUCACUUCUUGUAUUCCGCCAUAUGAACUGGGGAGCGAACGGCCGAUCAACAUGCUUCUGUCAGAGCAAUGGCUUGGAAGUCGAACAGGCGGCGUGUAUCUCGAGGUUGGAUAUGGCCCGUCGAGGACUCGAUUGAUGGAGCAGUUUCUCCCACGUGCGUCGAAAGGGUGGGUGGUAGUAGAUGGACUUAUGGUUCUGAUUGAGCAAGGCAUUGUUCAGUAUGAGAUCUUCACCAAGCGACCAGCUCCAAUUCAUGUGAUGCGAGGUGCGAUUCGUGAGCAGUCUAUCAAACAUGGAUUCGUUCACUGA
This is a messenger RNA of Penicillium daleae, 2286 nucleotides long. Its product is annotated as putative pentafunctional AROM polypeptide. NCBI's taxonomy places the organism in Eukaryota, Fungi, Ascomycota, Eurotiomycetes, Eurotiales, Aspergillaceae. The record is from RefSeq and is a predicted model, not a curated record. Gene Ontology annotation, biological process: chorismate biosynthetic process; shikimate metabolic process. The transcript is spliced from 2 exons. The coding region runs from base 1 to 2286 and encodes 761 amino acids. Gene Ontology annotation, molecular function: shikimate 3-dehydrogenase (NADP+) activity; 3-dehydroquinate dehydratase activity.